Messenger RNA from Mytilus californianus (California mussel), 5369 nucleotides. RefSeq lists its product as uncharacterized. Lineage: Eukaryota; Metazoa; Mollusca; Bivalvia; Mytilida; Mytilidae. Bases 192 to 4574 code for a protein of 1460 amino acids. The transcript has 8 exons. The record is from RefSeq and is a predicted model, not a curated record. Gene Ontology annotation, molecular function: protein binding.
UAACCUUUACAUGUCAAUAAUUUUAAUAUAUAAAUUGGGAUUUUAUUUCCAUUUCACAUCCUGGAAUUACUAAAGUUGUAAGAAUGAAUGCAUGGAGCCUAAAUAGUGCAAAAAGUAUGGAUACUAUCGAUUUUUACAAAGUUUAAACGACGUUAACUGGCAAAACAUAAGCUAUAAACACCCAAUAAAAAAUGGCCGAUAACACCACUUCUGACAUAGAAGAGAGCUCUUUUGCACCACCAGAAUUGGAACAACAAAUUGCUGAAAUACAAGCAAAUAGUAUGUUAAGCAACGGUCCUGUUCAUGAUUUGGAUGAGCAUCAGAAAAUAUGGCUGGUCAUUGGUAUAUGUCUACACAAUAUUAUCACGCCUAUUUUAAGGAAGUAUGUUGAAUCCGUCAUGACGUCACUUUACACCUCACUGGUCAAAUUAGACCAGAUCAAUACACAGACCUAUCCACGACAUCUUAGGGGUCAUCCUCGCCAAGGAGUUCAUAUCUAUUAUCUGAACUACGACUGCAUUAAUAACAAUAAAGCGCUCGGUCGACAAAACCAUUUGUAUGACUACAAAGUUCAGAAUGCUAUAGAUUUAUCGAAAUUAUUUUUGCUUUCAAAUAUGACACAGUAUAAUGGUUUUGACGAUACAUGCGAUGCCUCAGUGUUACUUGGAAUUGUCAAAAAUGUAGACGGAUUUCAUUCUGGAGUCAAGGCUACUGCAGCAAGGAUAAGAUCUGAAAUCAGAAAUCCCUGGGCACAUUGUGAUUUUACACAAUGGAAUGCUACGAGAUAUUCACUGUCAUUCAAGUUGAUGGAAAACCUAAUUACAAAUUUGGGCCUGAGUUCUUCCGACGAAAAGCAGACGUUGGACCAACUUAUCAUAUGGAAAACAAAUGGAGUAAGCUUUUUGUCAGGAACAACUCUCGGUUUGGAACAUGUCAAAGACAUUCAUGAACAAACAUGUGUUCUAGCUAAACAUGCACAAGUAUUGUCAGUGCAGUGUAAAGAAAUCGAUAUGCAUUGUCAUGAAAUUGAUAUGCAAAUUGUUGAUGUAAACAAUACUCUAGAUGAAUGGGAAAACGUACUCCAGGUGUUAACCCACAUGAAGACCAAAUUUGAAGACAAAAUCAACAUCUUGGAAAAACAUGUUUUUGAAAUGAAUUCUCAAAUAGAACAACAAAAUAAAAGAAUGAAAGAAAUUGAAAAAAACAUGGAACAUUGCAUGGACUUCUCUCGUGAAGUACAGGCAUUCUCAUUAGCAAUGCAAGCUCAAUUGUUGGAGAUUGGUGAUAGAAAGGUUUCUUUGUUAACAGAACAGAAAGAAUGUAUUCCUGAGAAUAUAAGAGCUCAACAUGACCAAUACCUCAAGGAGUGGAUAAAGGACGAUGCAUUAUUUGUAAAUACCAGGGCAGCUAGAUAUACGCUAUCAUCUCUGCAAUCCAAUAAUUGUCUUCUUGUAACUGGUAGCUCAGGGACAGGAAAAUCAUUCAUUGUUCACCAUAUUGCGUUACAUCUGUUUCAAAAGGACGGAUAUGAAAUAAUACCGUUUGUAACCGGACCAUCAGACAUAAUACACUAUUAUGAUCCUAAAAGGAAACAGGUAUUUGUUGUUGACGAUAUAUGUGGUAAAGAAUCUAUAAACAUACAGAUGAUUGAGCUUUGGAAAUCUUACUAUUCAAAUUUAGAAAAAAUAUUUUUACCAAGUAGUAAAAACUCACGAAGCAAAGGUGUAUUUCAAGGUACAAAAUUGUUAAUUUCGUGCAGACUUCUUAUCGCUAAGGAUAAACAAUUUCGAAACAUCGAGCUGUUCACAAGAAAUGAAUGUAACUUGCUAUCGUCUAAUAUGUGUCUCUUGCCACAGGAAAGAUUGCAAAUGAUACAGCAAUAUCUCCCGGAAGAAAUGAUCCAUUACGUCAAAAGUAUGUUGGAAAAUUAUGAUUUCUUUCCUCUUCUGUGUUGUCUUUCUAAAAACAAGACGUCUGAGGAACUUGUUAAGCUAUUUUCAUCUCCGAUCGAAAUUAUCAAAAGUGAUGUAAAUAACAUACAUUUGCAAAAUAAAUUCCAGUUCUGCGCAUUGGUUCUAUGUGUAUUGUUCAGGGAAGGUUUUAGCGAAAAGUGGGUACAAUCAAAAUCGAUGCCCGAAGAAAAUAAAUUUAAGAUCUAUGAAAUAAUAAAACAACUGAGUAUAGACUUAACUAUUGAAUCGUCAAGGAAGUCUUUAGUUGAAGGGUUUACAAUCUUGGAAGGUACAUAUUUGAAAAAAAGAGGUACAAGCUAUAGAAUUAUUCAUGAUAAAGUAUACACUUUUAUAUCAGUAAUUUGUGGUAAGCAUUUGACAAGUUGUUUCUUGAGAUAUGCUCCUAGCUCAUUUGUGCGUGAUUAUUUCCUAUUUACAUGUUGUCAUACAAAGCAUACAGACAUUUUCAUCUUACUCGAUGAAGACAUGGAGGGAGAAUAUUUUAACAGACUGUAUGAUGAUUUAAAGAAUAGAAAUUUGGACAGUACAUUUCAUAACAAACUUUUGAAAUAUACAUCAUUCAGAAAUAAGUUAUUAGAAUAUUUGAGGCAAAAUGAAGAAGCAAUGGGUUUGUUGAAAGAUAUGAAUAGAAACGGUUUUGAAGUAGCCAAAGCAAGCCUAAUUAAAUAUAAUUAUUUUCGGAAUUUUACAAACCCGAUGAUAGAAGCAGCAGCAAAAGGUUUCCCAGAUAUAUUAAAAUUCUUAAUAGAUAUAGAAUUUGGUGAGGACUAUAUAGACACAAGUAUAUACAUUUUAUAUGCAGCAUGUCGCGCAGGGAAUGUUAACAUUGUCAAACUUUUAUUAAAUGACAACACUGAUAUACGGUUUGCAUGUACAAGUGUUAUCGCAUUGGAUCCGACGGUUGGCCUCCCACUGCUGCUUGUGUCUUGUAUAGAAGGUCACACGACUGUAGUUAAACUUUUACUCGAUGGCAUAGCUGAUCUUAUUCAGUGUAUUCAAAGAGGCGAGGAGUCCCGUGUACACAGUGCUAAUGAAGUUGGAUAUACAGACCUAGAUAAUUUAUUCUACAUGUCUCAAGGUAUUGAUUUACCCGAGUUUUGCAUGCAUGGAAAAUCGCCAAUAUAUAUGGCAUGUUAUAAAGGACAUUUUGACAUAGUGAAAGUACUACUUGAUAAUGAUGCUCAUACUUCAAUUCUGUGUGACAGGUUAUUGUUUGCGAAGGCUUGCAAGGACGGAUAUGCAAAGAUACUGAAACUUUUAAUAAAGAAUUAUAAACCAACUAUUAAUCUCGAUGGAAAUACACUUUUGGUAGAAGCUUGCAUGAGAGGGCAUACUGAAAUAGUGGAAGUUUUAUUAGACAAUUACACUGAUGAAUUUCAAUAUGAAUUUAAUCGUAGACUACCGUUACUCAUAGCUUGUCAGAAAGGACACUCAGACAUAGUUAGAUUGCUAUUGAGGUACAGUGGUUAUGGUUCUCGAUGUCAUUCAGAUGGACGUGCAGCACGUGCACUGCUAAUUGCCAGCGAAAUGGAAUACGAAGAUAUAGAGAAAAUGGUAUCUGAAUAUAACUCGCAUGCAAAAUUAUAUGGAUAUUCAAAUUUAUGUAUUGCCGGUUAUAUAGAAGAAGAAAACAAGUUAUCAUUCAAAAUCAAAAUUGGCUUUUACAGCAAGUAUGCAAAAUUACUAUUACAAAUGGCAUGUUAUCUUGGACAUCUAGGAACAGUAAGAGUCUUACUUGAGAACAGUUUUAACGUAAAUCAAUGUAACAGUUAUGGGGUAUCAUCUUUGUACGCUGCAUGCGUGAAAGGACAUACGAAUAUAGUUUAUCUAUUAUUGGAAGAAAAUGCUGAUGUUUUCAGAUGUGAUAAAUUUGGAAAAUCCCCACUAUUUGUAGCCUGUGAGAACGGACAUGUUGAUACUGUAAAACUGUUACUUGAACAUAAUGCUGAACUUUCUCCAUGUGGGAAGAGUAAAAAGUCGCCAUUUUUUGUGGCUUGUGAAAAAGGACAUGCAGAUAUUGUCCAUAUUCUAAUGACAACCAACAGAAACAUCCAUCAGAGUGACAGAUUUGGGCGAUCGCCAUUGUAUAUUGCAUGUAAAGAGGGACAUGCUAAAAUAGUGAAUAUCUUAUUAUCAAACAAUUCAAUUCUUUCUUUCCAUAAUAGGUACGGAAAAUCCCCAAUGUGCGUUGCUUGUGAAAAUGGACAUUUGCAUAUAGUAAACCUUUUGCUGAAAAAAAAUAUUGAUUUCUCUCAUUGUGUUUCUGGGGAGUUCUCAUUAAUAAUAACAGCUCUUGGAAGAGGGCACGUAGAUAUAGCAAACAUGUUGGUGCAGAAUAAAGAAGGUCAAUGUCAGUGUGAUUGGUUUAAUCGAACGCAAUGUCUUGCUGUUUGUGAAAAGCAAAAUAUAAAAAUUUUGAAAUUAUUGGAAGAGUUCAGCAGGAAAAAUUCAAUGCUAUGUGCUGAUGAUACUGAUGUAGAAGAAAUAUAUUUAUACACACAUCCAGAUGGACCACAUAAUUUAUUGCGUGUCUGUAUACCUCGUCAGCGUUUAUAUACCGAUAUAGUCAAUCUCUUUAUCGAAAUUAAAACGAAAACUUGAACAACAAUCAAAGUAAUAAAAAAUAAAUGCUUAUUAAAACAAAACUAUAAAUGAAAAAUAACUGAAAUCUUAUAUUAUCGUACGUUUCUUCAUCUCCAUCACCUUACUCAGUCGUUCAAUAAAUCACGUUUCAUAGAUUGGAACAGAACAUAUAAGCGAGGACAAAAUACGAAAGUAGAACAUAUCAAACGUACUUCGGGUAGUACAACCAUGAGUUAAAAUUUAAAAACAAUAAUUAGUACAAUAAAUACAUAACAAGACAAUGUUAUCUUUUAUUUUUUCUUGAAGACGGUAGGUUAUAUAUAGCUUCUACUACUGCGUCCAUUGGGAUACGAUAUUAAUCCACUCGAGACAGUAAAAUUUCAAAAUUAAAAUCGCGAGUCUCGGCGAUCGUUUUUAAAAUUUAAAACUUAACUGUCGGGAGUGGAAAAAUAUCGUAUUGCACGAGAUUCGAAUUCGGUGCAUUUAUCUGUUUCUCUAAUAAUUUUUAGACAAUAUACAGACAAUCUCUAUCUAUCUUUUCGAAUCAUCUGUAAAAAGAUGUGUUCUUUUCAUGUGACGUCAUCAGGCAUGGUCGCAUUUUUUCGUGACGUCACAAUAGGAAAUUCAGAGGAAAGUAAGAAAAUUUGACGUCAUAAGUUGAUUAGCUAAAAAUGAUCAACAGCUUAGGAAAGGGAUAAAUCAGUUAAGAACUAGAGAAAUGUUAUCAUAUAUGAAUGAUACCGAUAUGAUAAUUAUUGUAAUAUAAUUUUGUGUACAGCCUCAUUGAGGUUAUCCUCUUUUAAUAAAGAUUAU